Molecule: messenger RNA, 1662 nt
Organism: Castor canadensis (American beaver)
Lineage: Eukaryota; Metazoa; Chordata; Mammalia; Rodentia; Castoridae
Product: organic anion transporter 7-like
Biological process (GO): transmembrane transport
Cellular component (GO): membrane
Molecular function (GO): transmembrane transporter activity
Source: RefSeq, a predicted model, not a curated record
AUGGCAUUUCAGGAACUCCUGGAUGAGGUCGGCAGCCUGGGAAGAUUUCAGAUAAUUCACAUGGUUAUCCUUACAAUCUGCAAUUUCAUCGUGUAUCCUCAUGUUAUAUUGGAGAAUUUCACUGCAGCCGUCCCCGGUCAUCGCUGCUGGGUCCACAUCCUCGACAAUGACACUGUCUCUGACAAUCACACGGGGAUCCUCAGCCAAGAAGCCCUCCUGAAAAUCUCCAUCCCUCUGGACUCAAACCUGAGGCCAGAGAAAUGCCGUCGCUUCAUCCAUCCGCAGUGGCAGCUCCUCCAUCUAAAUAGGACCUUCUCAAACAUGAGCGAGCCAGACACAGAGCCCUGCCUGGAUGGCUGGGUGUAUGACAAAAGCUCUUUCCUCUCCACCACUGUGACUGAGUGGGGAAUGGUGUGUGACUAUCAGUCACUGAAUUCUGUUGCUAAAUUCCUAUUUAUGGCUGGAAUGUUGGUGGGAAACACCCUGUGUGGCUUUUUAACAGACAGGUUUGGGAGAAGGCUAAUUAUGGCAUAUUGUUUACUGCAACUGGCCAUCGUUGAAACUGGUGCAGCCUUUUCUCCCACUUUCCUUGUUUACUGUUUGCUUCGCUUCCUGGCUGGACUGUCUACCACAGCCAUAAUGACAAAUAGUGCUAUGCUCAUUAUAGAAUGGACAAAGCCCAAAUUCCAAGCCAUGGGAAUAAUACUAUCAGCAUGUGCUUCCGGUUUUGGACAGAUAUUAUUGGGAGGCCUGGCUUUUGUUAUUCGAGAUUGGUGCACCCUCCAGUUGGUGUUUUCUGUUCCGAUAUUUUUCUCAUUUAUACUCACAAGGUGGCUAUCAGAGUCUGCUCGGUGGCUGAUCAUCACCAACAAGCCUCAGAAAGGCUUAAAGGAACUUAGAAGAGCUGCACACAUUAAUGGAAUGAAAAAUUCCGGAGUUACCCUAACUGUGGAGGCUGUGACAUCCACCAUGAAGGAGGAGCUGGAGGCAGCACAGACAAAAAGUUCUCUGGGUGAUUUAUUCCGUAACUCCCAACUGCGUAAGCGGAUGUUUCUUCUUUCCUUUGUGAGAUUCUCAACAUGGAUGCCAGGUUUUGGCUUGAUUCUCCACCUGCAACACCUGGGGAGUAAUGUUUUCCUGUUGCAGGGUCUCUUCGGUGUACUCACCCUCCCAGCCAAUUAUGUGGCAUUUUUUGCUAUGAAUCGGCUGGGUCGUCGAAUAAGCCAACUGCUUUUCAUGUCCCUGGUGGGAAUCUUCAUUUUGACAAUCAUUUUUGUGCCUCAAGAAAUGCAGACCCUGCGUAUGGUUUUGACAGUUUUGGGAGGAGGAGUUUCUUUUGCUGCUGCAGCUACCAGUUCUAUUGGCCAUGCAAAUGAACUACUUCCCACUGUAAUCAGGGCAACAGCCUUAGGAAUCAUUGGAAUUGCUGGUAGUAUUGGGGCAGCCCUGGCUCCCCUUUUGAUGAUCCUAACAACAUAUUUUGCACCUUUGCCCUGGAUCACCUAUGGAGUUUUUGCCAUCCUCUCUGGCCUUGUUGUCCUUCUCCUUCCUGAAACCAGGAAUGAGCCUCUGCCUGACUCCAUCCAAGAUAUAAAAAAUGAAGAGAAAAGCUCAAGACAAGCAAAGCAGGAAGAUACCUUCACCAAAGUGACACAGUUUUAA